Rotaria sordida is the source of this 1128-nucleotide messenger RNA. Lineage: Eukaryota; Metazoa; Rotifera; Eurotatoria; Philodinida; Philodinidae. The record is from the annotation of a GenBank genome assembly.
AUGGAAAGCGAUUUAACCAAGCGUCGUCCUUCGGUCAUACCCGGUUCUUUACCUGGUUUACCGGCUGGAUGGGCACCAUCAAUAGAUACUGUCGAAGAAGAUGUAAGUGAUGAUGAAGAAAAUAAUUCAAAAUCAUAUUCAUCAACAACAAUCUCUUAUUUACCACCAAUAACAAAUUAUGAAACAAAACCAUAUCUUACAAUAAAAAAAUUUCAAUAUGAAAAUCCAACAUCUGGUCAAACAACAACAAUGUCCAUGGCACAUACAUAUGGUAUUUGUAUAUUAAAUACAGAAGCUGAAGAAAUUAUAGCUUGUGAUCAUUACAAUAAUCGUUUACUUAUGUUUGAUUCAAAUACAGAUGGACGUUUAUUACAAAUAUUUCGUGGUGAUUUAGCAACACCAGAAUGUGUUGCACCACGACCACAUCAUAAACAACAUAUUUAUGUUACAAAAGGUCAUUCAAUAUCAUUAUAUGAUUUAGAAAAGAAAAAAGUUAUACAAAAGUUAGGUACUGAAGAAAGUGGUCAUGCAAAUAAUCGAUUUAAUUUACCAAGUGGUAUUACUGUCGAUCCAACGAAUGGCGAAAUUUAUAUGUGUGACACAUGGAAUCAUCGAAUAUGUGUUUUUUCACCUGAUUUCCGUUUUGUUAAUCGUCGUUGGUAUUUAACACGAUGGCAACAAACAUACCAUAAAGUGAAACCAAAUUUUAUAGCUGUUAAUGCAAAUAAUCAAUGUGCUGUUACAUGUGAAGAUGCACCAAAUUAUCGUGGUGCUGUUUAUGUAUUUGAUAAAAUGGGUUAUAUACAAAAAAUUUAUGAUAAUGAUACACGCAGUAAACCAAUUGUUGACGCUAAAUUAAGUAUUCCACAUGGAAUAUUAUUAGAUGAUGAUGGUAAUUGGUUAACAGUUUGUUAUUCAGAUCCUGAAGCACGUUCAGUUGAAAGACGAUCAAAUAUUCAAGAUGAUCAAGAUAAUGAAAUAAUAUCUUAUUGGCGUGGUAAAGAUUUAAAAGGUCCUAGUGGUUUAGCAAUGAAACGUGACCAAACAUUAAUUAUUGGUGAUCGAGAUAAUAAUUCUAUAAGCUUUUUUAAACAACAAGAAGCAUCAAAAUCAGAAGCAGCAAAAUAA